AUGGAGAAGAAAAUUAUGACUUUCGCUGCGCUGGUGAUUAUGGUCGUCGUCCUCAAUGCAUGUCCUGCAAUUGGAGGAUGCGACGAAGCCUUAGUCGAGUUGUUGCCCUGUGCCACGUUCGUGAUGGGUCCUGCAGAAGGAACUCCCCCUCCUGCGUGUUGUGAAGGUAUGAAGCAUGUCGUUGGUGGAGCAGAUACCGCUGAGAAUCGCAGGAGUCUUUGCCAAUGUUUGAAAGACACAGCUGUUAAAAAUGAGGUUAAAAUCAAGCCUGAAAACAUUAAGCAUGCUGUUGAUGCUUGUGGCGUUAAAAUCCUUGUUCCUAUUGAUCCUAAUAUCGACUGCAGCAAAAUUCCGGCGUUUUAA
Messenger RNA from Rosa rugosa (rugosa rose), 363 nucleotides. Its product is annotated as non-specific lipid-transfer protein 3-like. The coding region runs from base 1 to 363 and encodes 120 amino acids. Gene Ontology annotation, molecular function: lipid binding. The record is from RefSeq and is a predicted model, not a curated record. Gene Ontology annotation, cellular component: membrane. Lineage: Eukaryota; Viridiplantae; Streptophyta; Magnoliopsida; Rosales; Rosaceae. Gene Ontology annotation, biological process: lipid transport. The transcript has 2 exons.